Molecule: messenger RNA, 2751 nt
Organism: Culex pipiens pallens (northern house mosquito)
Lineage: Eukaryota; Metazoa; Arthropoda; Insecta; Diptera; Culicidae
Gene: Rchy1
Product: RING finger and CHY zinc finger domain-containing protein 1
Exons: 7
Coding region: 1162-2361 (399 amino acids)
Biological process (GO): protein ubiquitination; ubiquitin-dependent protein catabolic process
Cellular component (GO): nucleus
Molecular function (GO): ubiquitin protein ligase activity; zinc ion binding
Source: RefSeq, a predicted model, not a curated record
UCCAUUCACGUCAAAUCGCAGUCUCGUUCGCUCGUGCAGUGGUCCGUGCUUGUUCCGUUGAAAAGUGGUUUUUUCUCGCAGAAAUCGCCCCCGGAAGUGUCCAAAGUGUGCCCGAGCGGUUCUACACGGAUCGGAGCUAGCAGGUUCGGUGCGAAACCGUGCGGAAAUUGGUGAAAAUCGUGAAAGUUGAUUGCACUUGAGCCUGUGAGAGCAGCUUCUCUGAGCUCAGCUCGCUAGAAAGUGAAAAGUUCGGCUCGCUCACUCUCUCGGGGUCGUAAGAGCCCAAGCAAAGCAGCUGAGGCCUCGCUCGCUCCACAGCAACAGCAGCAGCAGCUGAAAGUCGGACCCGGUUCGGAAAGAAAGCACACGGCGAACCUCUGAAGCAGGAGAAAGAAGCAGACAAGACACGACACGACACACGAAGAGCAGCAGCAAGAAAUUUCACUUUCUAUUUUUUAACUUUUAUUUUUUAUGACACACUUGCGUGAACUAUUUGUGCUUCGUGGUCGGCCACGCGACGCUGGUCACGGCGGCGGCUUGGAAAGGUGGUGAGAUCGACGCGGAGGUCGCGUAGCAGGUUCCCGGAGAUUCGUGUGGACGGAGCGGGUGAAGAUCUGGAGUUCCGGAAGUGUAAAAGUGAAAGGUGAACCGAGUGCUGUGGAAAAUAAAAAGUGAAAACUGCAAAAUCUCUCGUGUGGAAUUUGAGAGGUUCGUGAUCGUGUGGGAGGAAGUCGAAUCCGGGGGAAGUGACGAGUCUGUAGAACGGGUCAGAACAUCAACCCGCUGCGCUGCACAGCUACGUGAAGAACUUUGCUGACAGCGAGCUGCAACAACAAAAACAGCACGAAGAGAGGAACAAAAACGUCUAAGAUGUUGAACCGUCAUCGUGGUGGUGCUGCGAUCAGAAGAAACCUGUUUUAAGGGUCGUCCCCCGAAGUGUGUGUGUGUACGGCUCAGUUUUUGCUGCUUCCAAAAGUUUGGGAGAUCCACCUUGAAGAGGAAACGGUGAUGUCGCAGUACUGACAAAUUGUUGCGCAAAUUAGUCAUUGGCACGGCGUUGACGACAGGGGCGAAACAGUGCCCGGGGAAAGUUGUGGUGUGUGUGAAAAGAUCGCGAAAAUCGGAAGUGUAGCGAGCAGUACCAGCCGGGCCGACCUCCAGAUGUCUACAGCGGAAGAGAAUACGGCCAAGUCGGCGGCGACGGGGCCGCCCCAGAAGCAGGAUCCGGACGAGAAACGGGUCGGAUGUGCGCACUACAAGCGGCGGGCCAAGUUUGUGACACCUUGCUGUAACAAGUUCUACAUGUGCCGGUACUGCCACGACGAGAACGAAACGCACUUCUUCAACCGGAAGACCGUCACGGAGUUGAUCUGCACCGAGUGCAACACCCGGCAGCGCGUCCAAGCGGAGUGCGAAAAGUGCGGCGUCCGGUUCGGCAAGUACACCUGUCUGGUGUGCAACCUGUUUGACGACGAGGACCGCUCGCAGUACCACUGUGAUGGGUGCGGAAUUUGCCGUGUCGGCGGCCGGACGCGUUUCUUCCACUGCGAGGUGUGCAACAUGUGUCUGCCGAUGCAGCUGAAAUACGAUGGCCAUAGGUGUGUCGAAAAUGUGUCCCGAUCAAACUGUCCCGUGUGCUUGGAAGACAUUCACACCUCGCGCAUUCCGUGUCACAUUCCGGACUGUGGCCAUCUGCUGCAUCGAACGUGCUUCGAAGAGCUGUUAUCAUCCGGUCACUACGCGUGUCCAACGUGUCAAACGAGUAUGAUGGACAUGAACCAGCUCUGGGAAUAUCUCGACUCGGAGGUCGCUGCCACGCCAAUGCCAAAGGAGUACGAAAACUACAUCGUUGAUAUACUCUGUAAAGAUUGUCACAAGGAAUCGACGGUUAAAUUCCACGUGGUCGGUUUGAAAUGCACCCACUGUGGCGCUUACAACACCUGCCGGACAAAGACUAAGAGUUUAGAUCUUCCUACGAAAAGCACAAUCGAAAGCGAAGUGGCAGCACGGCAGGCGAACGGCGAGGGCACCAGUGCGGCGACGGCGGCCAGUUCAUCGUCGUACUCCGCCACAACCACAACAACGACUUCUCCGGUGGCUGUCAACGGCGUUGCCAGCGCCACCCUCCCCUCUUCUCUGGUACUAACAACCCCCGAAGCAGUUAGUUUAACCAACGGUGACGCCGUGGCAUCGACGUCCGCCGGCAGCGAGUCGGACACGUCCACGGCGACGGCGGCUUCCAGCUCGAGCAGUACUUCCAACGGCGCUAGCAGUUCCAGUUCCAGCGCCACCAGCACCUGUGAUGAACGUUCGUCCCCGUACAGCGGCGCCAGCAGCAGCAACGGGAACCAGGAGGCUUAAAACGCAUUCUCGACGAACCAUCUCUCGUUACGCUACUCUCAAACACUCUCGCACUCCCAUGAGCCUCCGAGGGUACCAUACAUUGUGUGUUCAUUCCACUUCCAAGUGUUAGGUUGUUAGAAUUGUAUUGUAAUUUGACCGCGCGCACGCCGCCCCGUUCUAGUUCUUCCCUCCCUCAACCCACUUUAGGUUUAUUAUUGUUUUCUGCUCUUCUAGACGACCCUAGCUAACUAAUUGCAAAAUUUACUGUAAGCUUUCGUCAAAAUUAUCGGUUUAUUUCUAGGCGAACACUAUAUCUUUGAUAUCUAGCUUUAUUUAUUUUAUAAAAAGUUGUUUACACCAUUUAUUAUAUAUUUCGAACGAAAUACAGCAUUCGCAAAAUUGAAACCA